GUGUCAACUCGAUGGGCCAAAUGGCCUGCUUCUACAUUGGAGGAAUUCUAUGAUUCUAUGAAGUGUCAAAUGGUUUGCAUUUUCCCCCAGAUUGCACAAAACUCAGAAUCUACUUUAUGAGAGUACCAAAGACUUCCUUCAGCUAAAAUUUGAGGGUCGAGAUGCUGAGAAAGUCUGGAUGGCUGAAAAGGAUCGUCUGUUACAGGAGCUGGACAGACAUAAUGAGCUGAGAAACGGAGGCAGUGACCCUGAGAUGCAGUUUCUUCGGGAGUCGCCAAUGGAACAUGAGAUACAAAGAAUACAGAGUGAAGAAAUAAAGUCGCUUGAGGAGCAAGUAAACCAAGCACAUCGACUGGCGGACAUGUAUAGGGAGCAAUGUGUGACACUGGAGAACGAGCUUGCACAAAUUCGGGAAGAAGGGGAUAUAGGGCGUCAAUUGUUUAAG
Rhincodon typus (whale shark) is the source of this 445-nucleotide messenger RNA. RefSeq names its product coiled-coil domain-containing protein 77-like. The record is from RefSeq and is a predicted model, not a curated record. NCBI's taxonomy places the organism in Eukaryota, Metazoa, Chordata, Chondrichthyes, Orectolobiformes, Rhincodontidae. The transcript is spliced from 2 exons. The annotation marks the transcript as partial. Gene Ontology annotation, cellular component: centrosome.